Messenger RNA from Vidua chalybeata, 1916 nucleotides. RefSeq names its product gap junction protein gamma 1 (gene GJC1). Gene Ontology annotation, cellular component: connexin complex. NCBI's taxonomy places the organism in Eukaryota, Metazoa, Chordata, Aves, Passeriformes, Viduidae. The transcript is spliced from 4 exons. The coding region runs from base 291 to 1472 and encodes 393 amino acids. The record is from RefSeq and is a predicted model, not a curated record. Gene Ontology annotation, biological process: cell communication.
GACACGAGGUGCAGCAGUGAGUGCUGGGCUCUCCCCGUGGCUGGCCGGGGCUCUGAGCAUGUCUGCGGGCACGGAGAUGGCCAGGCAUCUUCCCUGUCCCUCAGCUGGUUUUGAGCCUCCUGUAUCCACUCUCUGAUGCUGGAGCAACUGCUGAAGGAUGCAGCCGCAGGCGCCCAGGGCUGUCUCGCUAACAAGGAGCAGAUUCCUCAAAAGCCUGCGGAGGAGACGUAGGAUCUUCAAGCAAAUUCUGGCAGCUGGAUCCCGAUAGCAGAUAAACUCAUUUGACCACCAUGAGUUGGAGUUUUCUGACCCGCCUGUUAGAGGAGAUCCAGAACCACUCAACCUUUGUUGGCAAAAUCUGGCUGACAGUGUUGAUUGUGUUUCGGAUUGUCCUAAUUGCUGUGGGAGGAGAAUCCAUUUAUUAUGACGAACAAAGCAAGUUUGUGUGCAACACGGAGCAGCCUGGCUGCGAGAACGUCUGCUACGACUCCUUCGCCCCUCUCUCGCACGUCAGGUUCUGGGUGUUCCAGAUCAUUCUCGUGGCCACUCCCUCCGUGCUGUACUUAGGCUAUGCCAUCCAUAAAAUCGCCCGGAUGGUGGAGCACAGCGAAGCCAGCAGGAGAGCCAGGAGGAGGAGCUUGCCCAUCCGCUGGAAACAGCACCGGGGCUUGGAGGAAGCUGAAGAUGACCACGAGGAAGACCCAAUGAUGUACCCAGAGAUAGAGGUGGAGAGCGUCCGGGAGAGUAAAGAGAAGCAGAGCCCUGCCAAAGCCAAGCACGACGGCCGGCGGCAGAUCCGGGAGGACGGGCUCAUGAGGAUUUACGUCCUGCAGCUCCUGGCCAGGGCCCUGUUUGAGGUUGGCUUCCUGGUGGGGCAGUAUUUCCUGUACGGCUUCCAGGUGAGCCCCGUGUUCGUGUGCAGCAGGAAGCCCUGCCCGCACAACGUCGAUUGUUUCAUUUCCAGGCCAACCGAAAAGACCAUUUUCCUGCUGAUCAUGUACGGGGUGAGCUGCAUGUGUCUGCUCCUGAAUGUCUGGGAGAUGCUGCACCUGGGGUUUGGCACCAUCCGGGACACGUUGAAUGCCAAGAAGAAGGAGCUGGUUGACUCUGGGACCUUUAACUACCCCUUCACCUGGAACACGCCGUCGGCUCCCCCGGGCUACAACAUCGCGCUGAAGCCGGAGCAGAUGCAGUGCACGGAGCUGUCCAACGCCAAGAUGGCCUACAAGCAGAACAAAGCCAACAUAGCUCAGGAACAGCAGUAUGGCAGCAACGAAGGGAACAUUCCCGCCGACCUGGAGAUCCUGCAGAGGGAAAUCAAAGUGGCUCAGGACCGCCUGGACCUUGCCAUCCAGGCUUACAACAACCAAAACAACCCCAGCAGUUCCAGAGGGAAGAAAUCCAAAGCAGGCUCAAACAAAAGCAGUGCCAGCAGCAAGUCAGGAGAUGGGAAGAACUCGGUCUGGAUUUAACAUUGACUCAGUUGAUAUGCUGUGGUUUUUUCCCCCUAGUUUAUCAUAACCAGCAGUCCCAUUAAUAAUGGCUUCCAUUAAGGGAAUAUUUGACUCUGCUGAUUUUCAGGGAUACCGUUGGCUCGUGAUUCAGCCCCAGAAAGGGUUUAUACACUGACUCUAGGACUUUAGAACUUUGUUCUUUUGUCUUCCAAGUCAGGAGACAAAUAGGUAUAUUUAAUUCAUUCUCAUUGAACGGUUUAUGCUGUAUGUACAGUAUUAUAGUACAUUUAUUAUGCACAAUUUUUUUUGUAUUUGUACACUGGAUCUGAUGUUACACUUUUUAUAUCAACAAGGACAAAGCAAUGGAUAGCCAUUAGCAUUUUGUUAAUUUUAUUAUUGUUGUCUGCAGUUAUGUCAUUGUUCUUCCUUGUUUUCCAAGUAAAACUUUUUAUAAAACUUUUC